Rhinolophus ferrumequinum (greater horseshoe bat) is the source of this 2414-nucleotide messenger RNA. It is a transcript of the gene HORMAD2, whose product is annotated as HORMA domain containing 2. The transcript is spliced from 11 exons. The coding region runs from base 629 to 1549 and encodes 306 amino acids. The record is from RefSeq and is a predicted model, not a curated record. Lineage: Eukaryota; Metazoa; Chordata; Mammalia; Chiroptera; Rhinolophidae.
UAAUGUGGGAGUAACUGUGUGGGGGGAGGAGGGGUUAGGGGGGAUUGGGUGAACUUCCAUUAGCAUAGGGCAGAGGGGGAAGGCUCUUUGGAGAUGGUGGUGGUUAACUGAGCUGAGACCUGAAGGCGGAUGAGAAUGGAGAGCCAGCAUAGAAGGGCUACAGAUCUAGCCAGAGGGACGCAGGUAAACGUUGGGUCUGGAAAGGGCUGGAGCAGAGAGACCAUCUGUGUGGUUGGAGCUUAAAGAGCAGUUACUUCUGGAAAGCACAGGAUUAAAGCCAUUAGUCCUUAACUAAGGGUGAUUUUGCCCCCCCCAGGGGACAUUUGGCAAUGUCUAAAGCCAUUAGAGGUUGUCACGAUUUGGGAGGUGGAGGGGUACUACUGCUGAGGUUGAGAAACCCUGCACUGAAGGAGUAUUACAGCCCCAAAUUUGGUUUUAGUCAUUAUGUUAUAAACUCAUGGUUUCACCAACUUGAAUUUGCAGAAAUAAAGUAAAAACUGGUUUAAAGUGGCCACUUCUUCAUCCACUCUCUUAGGAAAUCCCAUGGCAGAGGUUCAAGGGACUUCACGAACCUUUGGAAAGCUUCACAGGAUUAGACUUAUUAAAAUAAUCCUGACACGUUACUAUAAUGGCCACAGCUCAGCUCUCUCACUCUAUCAGAAGUCACAAGGCACCUAAGGAAACAAUUUUCCCAUCCCAAAUUACUAAUGAGCAUGAGUCAUUGAUAAUGGUGAAGAAACUUUUUGCUACUUCUAUCUCAUGUAUAACAUAUUUAAGGGGACUGUUUCCAGAGAGCUCUUAUGGAGAACGCCAUUUGGAUGACCUCAGUUUAAAAAUCCUCCGAGAAGAUAAAAAAUGUCCUGGGUCACUGCAUAUUAUCAAAUGGAUUCAAGGUUGUUUUGAUGCUUUGGAAAAGAGAUACCUACACAUGGCAAUACUUACACUUUACACAAAUCCCAAGGAACCUGAGAAAGUGACUGAGAUAUACCAGUUCAAAUUCAAAUACACAAAAAAAGGAGCCACUAUGGAUUUUGACAGCAGUAAUAUAAGCUUCAAAAGUGCAACAAACAGUGAAGAUAUUAAGAAAGCGAGUGUUUUGCUGAUCCGUAAAUUGUAUAUACUGAUGCAGAACCUUGGACCCCUUCCUAAUGAUGUUAUACUUACUAUGAAACUCCACUACUAUAAUGCAGUGACCCCACGUGAUUACCAGCCCCCUGGUUUUAAGGAAGGGAUAAACUCACACUUCCUGCUGUUCGAGGGGGAGCCCGUAAACCUGCAAGUGGGAAUCGUCUCAACUGGCUUUCAUAGUAUGAAAGUAAAAGUCACAACUGAGGUCACCAGAGUGUCUGAUUUGGAGAACAAUCUCUUUCAGGAAAACAGCACUACUGAGAUUGCCCAUCAGGGUCUAGACUGCGAUGAGGAAGAAGAGGAAUGCAACAGUCAGAUUCAAAGAAUGAAUUUAGUACACAGUCAGCAAAGUUCUGAGAGCUCCAAGAAGAAGAGGAAGGUCGGCAAACCAGUAAAAGUCUUCACCCCUGACAGAAAAUGAAAAUUAAAUGCCUUUGCUCCAGUUAUUCUAAAAUACUUCUAUUUUGCAGCAAACAUUCAUGAAGUGUCUUAGAAGGAAAGUUAAGUUCCUAUCACCAAAACCUUUUACAAAAUUUGUUGCUCAACGUUUUGAGUCAAUUUACUAAGUGCUAAAUGACUGGGUAGUAGAUGGGUUCACUUUGCCACAAGGAAAUAGGGUCACGAGGGCUGCCUUGAGAUAGCAUUACUUCAAGGCUAAGUUAGCGAUGAGACACCUUUCAUAUUUAUAAAAGAACCAAGCAGCUAUUUUGAAAAGAAGUAAGCUGUUGUUCUCAAAGGACAGAGGGUUUUCUUUGCAUAAUUAAACUCCCCAGGUAUUUAGACUACUGUGAAAUGUUUUAACUUGUUGUAACCUGUGUAUUGGAAUCACUCUCUAGCUUUAUUAGAAUUCCCACAGAAUGACAUAGGAUGUGUGUGGUGGUGCUUAUCCAGGUAUGUUUUGUGUUAACUUCAAUCACGAGCUUGAUCAGCUAAGUGUUGGACCAAACUGGAUUCUCCCUGUAAAGUUCCUCAUAUCUGGCCCUAGCCCUGUUCUUUUGGACAACCCAAGACUUGGAAAUAGGUUGCAAUGCAGAAGCCUGGCUCCCUUCUUAGAGCCCAUGUUGAAUGCAUCCCAACAGGCACUUCAGUUUACACCUCAAGUCUGUAACCUGCAGAUGAUGUUACUAGUUCCUUCCUUAUUCUGGAAGAAUUUUGAUAGACUUAAUGAUUGGUAUCGAAUGCAUUAUAAAUGACUUUAAGUGUUAUUUUUAUUAAUUAUAUAACAUGAAAUUUAAUAAUUUAAAUGGAUAGGACCAAUAAAUUAAACGUUAAGCUUUCUGGUUAAA